AGUUAUAAUAAAUUAAAUUAUAUGAUAUCAUAUAUAUAUAUAUAUAUAUAUAUAUAUAUAUAUAUAUAUAUAUAUAUAUAUACGAGAGUUAAAUUAUAAAAAAAAAAUACGAGAACGCAGAUUCUUUUGCAUGACAAUUGUUCCAGAUGCAUGAGCAUUAUCAACCGUUUCGUUCUCUUUAAUCCUAACAGAACAUCUCUACUGGAAAUAAUAGCGUCGCCAGCAGCAUAUCCGUUGCCUAUUGUCAGACAGUUUCUGAAUUACGGAUGCGCAAGGAGCAUAGAAGUGUAGGAGCUGGGAAAGUUGGCAUAUUACUCAAUUAGAAACGAUACAAAUUGCGGAUGAGGAUGAAGUGUGUUUUUCUUGCGGGCGAUAUAAUAAAAUAAAAAAUAACGUAACAUUUGUUCUCAAAUAUGUUUGCGCGUAACACGUUUUGCACUCUAUGUUCUAUAAUAUUUUUUUUUAACAUUAAUUUGGCAGAAUGGGUGGACAUGCCGCAAUUCUCGGACGAGAGCAAGAUUUAUAGGAUACCUUUUGUCCAGCAUGAUCAAUUUUAUAAGUUUACAAGACGCGGUGACAUUAAUUUUCCCGGCGAUCAACGAAACAGCAAUCAAACUUACGGCGGGUAUCCCAUUAAACCUACAUAUGCGAUGGAUGAUAAAAAAAUAGAGAUUAAGAAGAUAAAUUCUGUCACAAUGUCGACAACAUUAUCGAAUUUACUUCCCGAACAAAUUGCCGAAAAUUUUACAGAGAUCAGUAAACAUCGCGCACCAACGAAAACUGAUGAUAUUUCUGUGACUGAGAAUAAAUUAAAUAACAAAUAUAGUACAAUUUCAUCGACAAAGGAUACAACAUUUAAUACAUUUACAACUCAAUCGCCGAUUACUACUACGCACAAACAAGAAAUGAUACGGGAUAAAUAUUACAACUACACGCUGAAAAAAGACGAUGGUAUAUUUCAAUAUUUGCCCAUAGACAUACUUAAGAAUGUUCAUAGUACUUUGAAAUCACAGCCAGUAUCGUUUGAAGGGAAACUUCACUUUCUCAAAAUGUUCGAAAAGACAUUAAUGUCGGAAAUAGGUAAAAUAUUUUAUACUCCUGACAUAUAUCGUCAAGUGGCAUGAUUUUUUUGAAAGCUCUUACAUUUUUAUUCCUCGACAGAAUCUCGUCUCACCGCUACUAUGUCGUCAAGUCGAAAAGUAAGAGGUGCGGAUUAUCAUGGGCAUGGCUAUGACGGUCACGAUGAACAUUCUAUAGGAUUUCCUUCAAUAGAAGGCGCACUGCUCGCUAUAUCGUUCCUUACAUUCGCAGUUUAUCUUGUUCGAUUAGUUAUGCUUCUCUUUAAAAAUAUGAAUACCCCUAUGACUACUACAACCGCUGCUGCGGUUUUUCUCGGUAAAAGGAAAAGAUCCACCGAUCUUGAUGACGACGCCAUUAGGAUACUUAACAAUAUGAAUUUCGUUUCUGACUUUUAA
This is a messenger RNA of Cataglyphis hispanica, 1475 nucleotides long. RefSeq lists its product as uncharacterized. The record is from RefSeq and is a predicted model, not a curated record. The transcript has 4 exons. Lineage: Eukaryota; Metazoa; Arthropoda; Insecta; Hymenoptera; Formicidae.